GAAUUCCUAGCCAUAAGUCCUUUCUCACGAUCUCGGGGAUAUUUUUUCCUUAGCUAGCAAGGAGCAAGCCUCAUCCCUUCAUUCCUGUGACAUUCACACACACACACAUAUUUUUGUGCCUUUUUUUCUUCUUUUGGACCCAACCCCCUGGUUCCUUCAAAGCUUCAAAGAGUCAUGCACCCACCCCUCAUCGCCCUCGCUACCCCACCCCACCGCACUCCGGAAAGCCUCCAUUCGCCUCCAUCUCCUCCUGCUGCAUCUGGGGGUGGAGGUGCUUGACUCAUAUACAUAUAUACAGGGUUGUGUAUUGUAUAUUUGCUUUCCCCCAGAAUGCCCGUGGACUUCCCUCUGUGGCGUGGCGGCUCCCUCUGUGGCAGCUCCCUCUGUGGCGUGGCAGGUUGAGGGGACCUCUUCCCCACCCGUUUAGCUGAUGAAGGAAUGGAUAGGAUGAGAAGGAGGGAGGGAGGGAGGAAAGAAAAGAAGAUUGGUAGGAGGGAAGGAAAGGAAAGGAAGAUAAAGGAAGGGGAAGGGAGGGAGCAAGGAGAGGAGAGGAGGAAAGGAAGAUGAAGGAAAGGGAAAAAAGAUAGAGGAAAGGAAAGGAAGAUAGAAGAAAGAAGAGGAAUAUAGAAGAAGAACAGGAAAGGAGAAAGGAAAAGAUAGGGAAGGGAAAGGAAGGAAGGGGAAGGGGGAGGGAGGGAGCAAGGAAAGGAGAGGAGAGGAGGAAAGGAAGAUAGAGGAAAAGAAAGGAAGAUAGAAGAAGGAAAGGAAGAUAGAGGAAAGGAAAGAAAAUAGAAGAAGAAAAGGGAAGGAGAAAGAAAAGGGGAGGGGAGGAGAGGAGAGGAGUGGAAUGGUAGGACAUAGCUGCCUCCCCAUAACCAGCUGGCCCCACCCGAUAGUCUGGGAUGGUCGGUGGGGCCCGCCGCAGAUUUCAUCCGCCAGCCCGCUUCACCCCCCAUUUCCCCUCUCCUCUCCUCCUUCCCCCCCACCCUCAUUUUCUCUCCUUGGUUUGGACUCCUUGGCUUCUCCCUGGCUUGAUUUUAUUUUUUCUCCCCCUCCCCGCCAGCCUAACCACUCCGGGCUCCAGGGCCUCUACCGCCUCCGCUUCCGCCGCCGUGAGCUCCGCGCGCCCGCGCCAGCACCAGAAAUCCAUGUCCGCCUCGGUGCACCCCUCCAAGCCCACGCUGCCCCCCACCGACAAUCACUGCGAGGCCCAGCGACCUAGCACGGCCCCCCAGCGGGCUCCCGUGGCCUCCCCUUCCGCCCACAACAUCAGCAGCGCCCUCCCCGAGCGCACCAACUUCCCGCGAGGCAUACAGAGCCGCAGCACUUUCCAUGCCGGGCAGCUCCGGCCGGUCCGUGACCAACCAAACCUCUCCUACGGCCUGACACCCGCCUCGCCUUCCGGCAACAGCCAAGGCCGAAGAGGAGCUUCGGGCAGCCUCUUCAGCAAGUUCACCUCCAAGUUCGUACGCAGAAAUCUGUCUUUCAGGUUUGCCAGAAGGAACCUGCAUGAGCCCGAAAACAAAGACCGCGUGGAGACCCUCAGGCCUCACAUGAUGGGUAGCGGCGGCGGGGGCGAGAAAGACCGGGACGAGAACCGGGACGCCAAGCCGCGGUCACUGCGUUUCACCUGGAGCAUGAAGACCACCAGCUCCAUGGAGCCCAACGAGAUGAUGAAAGAGAUUCGGAAGGUGCUGGACGCGAACAGUUGCCAGUGCGAGUUGCAGGAGAAAUACAUGCUUUUGUGCAUGCACGGGGCGCCGGGCCACGAAGCUUUCGUGCAGUGGGAGAUGGAAGUUUGCAAACUGCCCCGCCUCUCGCUCAACGGCGUCCGCUUCAAGCGGAUAUCGGGCACUUCCAUGGCCUUCAAGAACAUUGCCUCCAAAAUCGCCAACGAACUCAAGCUUUAACGGGGCCCAACCCCGGGGAGAAAGAGGGGGGUGGGAGGGGGGCGCCUGGCCUGCACACACGCGCGACCGGAGGUGGGAGCAUCAGGAGGAAGAGAGCCGCGACUUCGCUUUUGAGAGGGGUUAUGCAGGCAAAAGGGGGUGGGUAGGGCAAGAGGGAGGGAAGGUGGGGGGGUAUACCCCCCCCACUCACAUGCCUCUCCAUCUCCCCGCGCCCCCCCUCCCACUGAUGGAUCUCCAUGGAGACAGGGUGCGUGGGAUUGUGGUUGGCAGCCACCUAGCUGGUCUCCGUGGCAACAGGAACGGGAGGGUACCAAGGGCUGUCUGUCGGAUGAGGAAGCAUCCCUUUUGGUCUCCGUGGCGACCGUGGUACUUUUUCUUCCUCCUUUUUUUUUUUCUUCUUCCUUCCUUCCUUCUCCCCCUCCCCCCUUUUUUUCCCCUCCUUUCCUUCUUGUACACGAGACAGGGUUUGCCAUGCUACCAAACUGCAACAGAAAAGCAGGGACUCUUUCCCCCUCCCUGGUGAGCGGGGGGGGGGGGUCCUUUCCCCCACCCUGCCCACCUCCGGGUUUGCAACCCGGGUCGGCGGAGGAGGAUGGCAGCUGUGGCAGGAGGCGGUUGGGAUGGUGAGGUGUGGGGGCAGAGCAGCAGCCGGGGGCCCCUUCACUGGGGAAACGGGGGAGCCGAGGGUCGCGUGCCCGCCAGCCAACAAUGGAAGCCAAGUGCCUCCUUGCUGCCCUGCCAAGGGACACUUCCUGGUCCCUGCAGAUGACACAACCCCCACCUCAACACACACACACACACUGCAAACAAAGACCCGGCAAUCCUCCCAAGGUUUUUUUGUUUCUUCCUUGCUAAUUGAGGGGAGCCGCCGUUGGGGUUGAACGGAGGGAGGGUUGGGGGUUGGUGGCUGUCCCGAGAUCCGCACAGCAACCUGAUCCGUCACUCCUUUGUCCCCCCUCCCCAUGUCCCCUCCCCUUUAUACAGGCAUGGCGGUAAGAGGGCCACUCUGGGCUGGUCAGCAGCGCCCUGUUUACACACACAACGUCACAAUGGAGUCCUGUUUCCUGUCUUGAAUGCUGCACAACCCCACUCUGGGGUUUUUUAGCCUUCUGUUCCCCCACCCCCCUCCCCCUUCCCGGCAUGUCUUUCCCGUGGGCCCAAACAUGGCGGGAGGGGUGUGGGUGGGGGCGCCAGAAGCUGGCUAUGGAACAAGCCUGCUGGGGGUUGGGGGCCCACAGCCGAGGGGGUUUUCACACACACACACCCCAAUUUUCUCGGGCAAAAAGCCUUUGGGUGUUCAGGAUGGGUUGAAAAGCUUUGGGCCUGCUGUUUUUUUUAUCCCCUGGUCACAGGUACGCUGCCCCCCCCCCAACCCGGCUUUCUGGAGAGCUCGGGUUGCCGUCUACUGAAAACUGUGGGGAUGGGGGACCCAUGGCUUCUGUUCCCCCUGCCCCCUCCCCCCAAUUUUUAUUUCCCUUUCCAAAGCACAAGAGCAAAAGGAGAGAAAAAAAAAAAAGACGGAGACUUCUCUUCGGUGGGGGGCCUCGCUCUCUCUGGGUUUCUUUUCGUUGUCACAUUGCCCCCUCCCCUCCCUCUUGAGAAUGUAUUUUUGGUCCUGGGGAGGGGGCUUUGCAGCCCUUCACCUUCUCUGACACACACACACACACACACACCUGGUUUGUAUAUAACUGUACUGAUACCUCGGUUUUUUGUGAGUGGUUAUAAUUUUUUUUUUUUUUUUUGGUUUCGUUUUAAUUUCUCAUCACAACAUUGCCUUUUUUUAAAAAAAAGAAAGAAGAUCAUGUCCUUUUGGGGAGGGGGGGUCAUUCUCUUCCCCUCCCAUCCUUCCCCUCUCUCUUUUUUCUUUCUUUCUUUCUCUUUCUCUCUCUCUCUCAAGGAUGCUGCCGUUUGAUGUAGUUUUACAGGUUCUAGAUUAAAACUUUCCAGAAAGCA
Molecule: messenger RNA, 3863 nt
Organism: Pantherophis guttatus
Lineage: Eukaryota; Metazoa; Chordata; Lepidosauria; Squamata; Colubridae
Source: RefSeq, a predicted model, not a curated record